Thlaspi arvense is the source of this 725-nucleotide messenger RNA. Lineage: Eukaryota; Viridiplantae; Streptophyta; Magnoliopsida; Brassicales; Brassicaceae. The record is from the annotation of a GenBank genome assembly.
UGAAACUCCUCUUCUCGAACAUUCAUCUUUCUCCUCCACACUACAGCUUCCAAAACGUAGAUUGGUAAUCGAUUUGUCUCCCCUUUUUUUCAUCUUCAUUGCCCACUCUGUUCUUUCAAUUCAAUGACUUUAAUCACCAAACCCCUCAUAUUUUCUUACUCCACUUCACCAAUUUAUGGAGAUCCGUUUCAAAUAUGCCUAUAUAUGAUUAACACCCACCACCACACCAUCUCUCCAUCUCUCGCCCACAAAAGUACUGAAAUCAAAAGAUGUCACCACCAGCCUCUUCGAAGCCUCUCACCACCAAGACGUUUGAUGGCCGUCAAGGAGAUUUUUGCAAGGAUGAAAUUCUGGUCAGGCUCAUUCACUUUUGGGAGGCUCGCAAUUUCAGACAAGGGAAUGCACUGAUGGGUGUAGAACUACUCCUUAUUGACACAAAUGCAACAACAAUUCAAGGAUUCAUAUCCGCCAAUCGGCUAUUCCGCUACAAAGACAAACUCAAGCGUAACUCAAUUUACAAACUCAGCAAGUUUGUGUCCAACCCUUCCAAGAAACUCUACAGGGUGGCAUCGCACAAGUACGGCAUCAGCUUCACCGACCAAACACUUUUUGUGGCGGAAAAUGCAGAAAACUCUGAAAUACAUACCCAGCAGUUUAGGUUACGCCAUUUUGAAGAUUUGGCAUCAAUGGUGGACAAACACACAGACCUCUUCGACAUUGUAUAG